Acanthocheilonema viteae is the source of this 2250-nucleotide messenger RNA. The record is from the annotation of a GenBank genome assembly. NCBI's taxonomy places the organism in Eukaryota, Metazoa, Nematoda, Chromadorea, Rhabditida, Onchocercidae.
AUGGCCGCAAUUGCAUCUGCAGUACAAAAUUCGAAUUCAAAUGGUGAAAGAACAUGUGUUGGAACGCUGAAUGAAUUGAAAAAGAUGGACAUGUCCAAUGACGACGAUGUUCCAUUGUCACGAAAAGCGCAAAUAAUUAUCGAAGACGAUGAUCUACCACUUGCUAAAAAAUUGAAAAUCAUGAAAAAUGAACAUAAUGAUGAUGAUAAUGGUGGUGAUGAUGAUGAUGAUGAUGAUGAUGAUGUGCCGUUGUCACAAAAGGCUAAGCCACAGAAAGCGUUAUUUAAGGAGACAUUGGCUGCUUCAUCGAGCAGUCGCAUGAAAAAGCCACUGCCGUCGUCAUCCACCUCUUUAUCGACAAAAAAAGUGAUUAAAGCAGAAGUGGAAAGCGAUGACGAUGUACCAUUGAGCGUGCGAGCUGCCACACUGACUAAGAAAAGGAAAAAAAGUGAAUCAGACGAUGAAGAUUAUAAACUGGAGAAGAAAAAAGCGAAACGCAAAAAUUCAAGUGAAAGGAAGAAAGCCUCAACUUCUUUGAAUUCCGAGAAAACUCAUAUCAAGAGUGAAAAAACCAAUGGUAUUACAUCAAAUAAGCGGAAAAGGCGAGAGGAAGAAGAGGAGGAAGUUUGGAAAUGGUGGGAAGAGGAAAAGAAACCAAGUGGCAUCAAAUGGUACAGUUUAUCCCACAAAGGACCCAUUUUUGCCCCACCUUACGUACCACUUCCUGAAUCGGUUCAUUUCAAAUAUGACGGAAAGAUAAUGAAAUUGGCACCAUUGACGGAGGAAGUUGCAUCCUUUUAUGCAAAGAUAUUGGAACAUGAAUAUACAACGAAGGAAACUUUCAAUAAAAAUUUUUUUAUGGACUGGAGGAAGGUGAUGACUCCUUCAGAACGCGAAAAAAUUACAGAUUUGACGAAAUGUGAUUUCCGAGAAAUGCAUAGUCAUUAUGUAAAGCUAAGAGAAGAGCGAAGGUCUUUGAGUAAGGAAGAGAAACAAAAACUUAAGGAGGUUAAACAAGAGGAAGCAAAAAUGUAUGGUGUUGCAUAUAUUGAUGGACAUAAACAGAAAAUAGGAAACUUUCGAAUUGAACCUCCAGAUUUGUUUCGUGGACGUGGUGGUCAUCCUAAAAUGGGUCGUUUAAAGAGACGAGUCAAUCCAGAGGAUGUGAUUAUUAAUUGUUCAAAGGAUUCAGAAAUACCAAAACCCCCUGAAGGUCACCGCUGGAAAGAAGUGCGUCAUGAUAAUACAGUGACAUGGUUGUGUUCGUGGACCGACAAUAUUUUAGGUUCAAUCAAAUAUAUUAUGUUAAAUCCAUCGUCAAAAAUCAAGGGUGAGAAAGAUUACGAAAAAUUUGAAACUGCAAGACGAUUAAAGGACAUUGUUGGAAAUAUUCGGGAAAAUUAUACUAAAGAUUUGAAAAGUAAAGAGAUGCGCUUAGCGCUUCGUGCUGGUAAUGAAAAAGAUGUGGAUGAAGCAGCAGAUACUGUUGGUUGUUGUUCACUGCGAUGCGAACACAUUCAACUUCAUGAAAAGUUGGACGAUAAUGAUUAUGUGGUUGAAUUUGACUUUCUUGGUAAAGACAGUAUUCGAUAUUAUAACAAAGUUCCGGUGGAAAAGCGAGUUUUUAAAAAUUUGAAACUUUUCAUGGAAAAUAAAAGCGGUAACGACGACCUCUUCGAUCGCCUUGAUACUGCAUCAUUGAAUAAAUAUUUACAAAGCUUGAUGCCAGGAUUGACUGCUAAAGUUUUUCGUACAUAUAACGCAUCGAUUACACUGCAGCAGCAACUAGAUAAAUUGACUAAAGAGGAUUCCACACCGCCUGAACUACUACUUUGUUACAAUAGAGCGAAUCGUCAGGUUGCGAUUUUAUGUAAUCACCAGCGUGCUGUACCGAAAAGCCAUGAAAAAAGCAUGGAAAAUUUGGGAGCGAAAAUAAAGGCAAAGAAAGCAGAAUUGAAAGAAGCUAAGGAAGAACUAGAAAAAGCACGUGGUGACGCAGCCAAACAACGCGCAUCCAAGCGUGUUGAUCGAAUCAAAGAGCAGUUGAGGAAAUUAAAAAUUCAACGGACAGAUAAAGAUGAAAAUAAGCAGAUUGCUCUUUCGACAUCAAAACUAAAUUAUUUGGAUCCACGGAUAUCAGUUGCGUGGUGUAAAAAGUAUCAAGUACCAAUUGAAAAAAUUUUCAACAAAACGCAGCGUGAAAAAUUUCGUUGGGCAAUUGAUAUGGCCGACGAAGAUUAUGUUUUCUAA